AGUCAAUCGCAACAAUGAACCCAGCACUGAACCUAGACACGCCUCCACCCCCGCCUCCGAAGCCAGACAGCCACGAGGCCAGUCGCCGGGGUACGCCGCAGCUCAACCCCUCGCACCCGGGAACACCGCAACCACCCUACCGAGCAGACAUGCACCACUACACCCCCCACACAAGCCAACCGGGGCCGUCUCUCCCCAAACCCCCCAGCGCCGAAGAGGGCUGGCUACCAGAGCCCGUGAAGGACAAAUCAACGGUGGACCUACAGACGAUCCUGCAAGAUCCGAACCUCAUCUCGGCGCUAGCAAGCCGACACCCUUCCUUCAGCGCGCAUCAGGAAUACCUCCUGUCCUUACUCAAGUAUAACAAGGACCUGGCGGCCCAUUUACUCGAUCUGCAGGCGCGGGUUGGAGAAUUGCGCGGCGAGACGGAGACGCUUCUGCUUACACACCAGUCGCUAGAGGUCUCGUGGCGGAAGAAGCAGGUGGAUAUGGACGCUGCGCUGGCGCCGUGGUCGCCUAAGGCGCUGUAUCAGCGGCUUGCCGGGUCGAUCGGGGAGCAGGAGGCGGUGUGUCAGGCCGUCGAGGAGAGUUUUCUGGAGGGGGAGCAUCAUGGACGGGCGACGGAGAAGGAGGUUGCGGAUUGGGUGAGAAGGGUGCGGGCUGAGGGGGCGAAGUUGGAAGCUAGGAGGGAGGCGAAGGCGAGGUGGGAUGAGGGGAGGGUUGGGGGGUGGAGGUGAUAUGGUACACGGUAUACUUACUGUGUGUGAGUUGAAUGAUGAAGUUCUAACUUGGAGGUAUAUGGUCGGACUAUGGGCAUACGGCUAUGACUAACUAACAUUGGGAGGACUGCAAUAUCCAACACACCCUGUAUUGGGUCUUUUAGCGCGGCUUCUUUUUUUUUUUUUUUUUUU
This is a messenger RNA of Aspergillus alliaceus, 911 nucleotides long. RefSeq names its product vacuolar protein sorting family 37 protein. The coding region runs from base 15 to 737 and encodes 240 amino acids. The record is from RefSeq and is a predicted model, not a curated record. Gene Ontology annotation, cellular component: ESCRT I complex. Lineage: Eukaryota; Fungi; Ascomycota; Eurotiomycetes; Eurotiales; Aspergillaceae. The transcript is spliced from 2 exons. Gene Ontology annotation, biological process: ubiquitin-dependent protein catabolic process via the multivesicular body sorting pathway; protein targeting to membrane; protein targeting to vacuole.